AUGAGAUUGUUAUCAAGCAUAAUUUAUGUUUCUGAUGGACAGAUGAAACCUACUUUAGCUAGGACACGGCAAAAUUCAAAUACCUCAGCAACUAAUUGGUCAUCUAGCAUAUGGUUAAAGGAAAGAGGUUGUCCUUUCGGAACAGUUCCUAUUAAAAGAGUAAUCAAAGAUGAUCUUAUUAGACACAGAAGUAUUCCGUCACCAGAAGCUAUCUCAUAUGAAGUUCAAUUUAUUAAUAUUAACAACAAUACUGAGUCAAAAAGAAGUUACAUAUCGUCGCAGGGAUACAAGCUUGCAUCAGCCCAAGUUCAAAAUAAUACGAAUAAUAAUUUUGCGGGAGCCGAAAUGACAGCUAGUUUAUGGAAUCCUCAUGUUGAAGGUCAACAACACAGUGCAUGCCGAUUAAAAAUUCAAAAAGGGUCAGAUAUUUUACAAGUUGGUUGGAGAGUGGAUCCAACAUUAUACAAGGACAACAAGACUAGGCUUUUUGUACAUUUUCAGGCUGGUAAUACACAUUGCUUCAAUGCACUAUGUCCUGGAUUUGUCCUAGUAAAUACUGAGUUACCUGUUGAUAUGGUCUUUGAUGAGAUUUCACACCGUGGAGAUCAACAAAUGGCGGAGAUCACAAUGUUUAUCGACCGGGAUCUAGCUAAUGGAAACUGGUGGCUUUUGAUUGGUGAAAACAACGAACAAGUUGGCUUUUGGCCUCAAGCGAUUUUCACUGACUUGGCAAGCUUUGCAACUAACGUUGAGAUGGGAGGAGUUGCAUAUAGUCCACCAGGUGUGCCUGAACCUCCAAUGGGUGCCGGUUGCUCGCUUGCUGUAGAUCCUAGAUAUGAUGCUUAUUGUCGGAGACCUAAUGUUUUAAAUGAUAAAGGUGAGACGAUACCCAUAGUAGAAUCAAUGAACGUCCAAGUUAGUGAUUCUAAUUUGUAUGAUGUUUUGGAUAUACCAUAUUUUAGAAGUGGAAAGGAGCAUUUUGUAUUGUAUGGAGGACAUGGUGAGGUCGAUACAUCAUGUUAA
Nicotiana tabacum (common tobacco) is the source of this 1023-nucleotide messenger RNA. RefSeq names its product protein neprosin-like. The record is from RefSeq and is a predicted model, not a curated record. NCBI's taxonomy places the organism in Eukaryota, Viridiplantae, Streptophyta, Magnoliopsida, Solanales, Solanaceae.